Molecule: messenger RNA, 2968 nt
Organism: Nomascus leucogenys (northern white-cheeked gibbon)
Lineage: Eukaryota; Metazoa; Chordata; Mammalia; Primates; Hylobatidae
Gene: PDIA4
Product: protein disulfide isomerase family A member 4
Biological process (GO): response to endoplasmic reticulum stress; protein folding
Cellular component (GO): cell surface; endoplasmic reticulum lumen; endoplasmic reticulum
Molecular function (GO): protein disulfide isomerase activity
Source: RefSeq, a predicted model, not a curated record
AGUUUUAAACGCGCAGCCGAGGGCCGCGCGCACGAUUGGGGAGGGCCUAGGGCGGUGGAGCAGACUGGGUGCGGGUGAGGCGCACGCGGUCCGCGCCGGCGUCACUCUGGGAUUGGCCGGCCCGCGGCUUCCUCCGCCCCCUGCUAAUCGCCGGGGCCGACUUCCCGUGGGUUUUUCCGGCUCUCACGCGUCGCUAAGGAGCGACGGGCGGUCGGCCAGUCCCCGAGUUCUCGGUGCGGUCAGCGGCCGCCGACGCGAGGAGGCCGCGCUCCGCCCUCGCUACCAUGAGGCCCCGGAAAGCCUGCCUGCUCCUGCUGCUCCUGGGGCUGGCGCAGCUGCUGGCCGUGGCGGGUGCCGAGGGCCCGGACGAAGAUUCUUCUAACAGAGAAAAUGCCAUUGAGGAUGAAGAGGAGGAGGAGGAGGAGGAAGAUGAUGAGGAAGAAGACGACUUGGAAGUUAAGGAAGAAAAUGGUGUUUUGGUCCUAAGUGAUGCAAACUUUGAUAAUUUUGUGGCUGACAAAGACACAGUGCUGCUGGAGUUUUAUGCUCCAUGGUGUGGACAUUGCAAGCAGUUUGCUCCGGAAUAUGAAAAAAUUGCCAACAUAUUAAAGGAUAAUGAUCCUCCCAUUCCCGUUGCCAAGAUCGAUGCAACCUCAGCGUCUAUGCUGGCCAGCAGGUUUGAUGUGAGUGGCUACCCCACCAUCAAGAUCCUUAAGAAGGGGCAGGCUGUAGACUACGAGGGCUCCAGAACCCAGAAAGAAAUUGUUGCCAAGGUCCGAGAAGUCUCCCAGCCCGACUGGACGCCUCCACCAGAAGUCACGCUUGUGUUGACCAAAGAGAACUUUGAUGAAGUUGUGAAUGAUGCAGAUAUCAUUCUGGUGGAGUUCUAUGCCCCAUGGUGUGGACACUGCAAGAAACUUGCCCCCGAGUAUGAGAAGGCCGCCAAGGAGCUCAGCAAGCGUUCUCCUCCAAUUCCCCUGGCAAAGGUCGACGCCACCGCAGAAACAGACCUGGCGAAGAGGUUCGAUGUCUCUGGCUAUCCCACCCUGAAAAUUUUCCGCAAAGGAAGGCCUUUUGACUACAACGGCCCACGAGAAAAAUACGGAAUCGUUGACUACAUGAUCGAGCAGUCCGGGCCUCCCUCCAGGGAGAUUCUGACCCUGAAGCAGGUCCAGGAGUUCCUGAAGGAUGGAGAUGAUGUCAUCAUCCUCGGGGUCUUUGAGGGGGAGAGCGACCCAGCCUACCAGCAAUACCAGGAUGCCGCUAACAACCUGAGAGAAGAUUACAAAUUUCACCACACUUUCAGCAUAGAAAUAGCAAAGUUCUUGAAAGUCUCCCAGGGGCAGUUGGUUGUAAUGCAGCCUGAGAAAUUCCAGUCCAAGUAUGAGCCCCGGAGCCACGUGAUGGACGUCCAGCAGGGCUCCACCCAGGACUCGGCCAUCAAGGACUUCGUGCUGAAGUACGCCCUGCCCCUGGUUGGCCACCGCAAGGCGUCAAACGACGCUAAGCGCUACACCAGGCGCCCCCUGGUGGUCGUCUACUACAGUGUGGACUUCAGCUUUGAUUACAGAGCUGCGACUCAGUUUUGGCGGAGCAAAGUCCUAGAGGUGGCCAAGGACUUCCCUGAGUACACCUUUGCCAUUGCGGACGAAGAGGACUAUGCUGGGGAGGUGAAGGACCUGGGGCUCAGCGAGAGUGGGGAGGAUGUCAAUGCCGCCAUCCUGGACGAGAGUGGGAAGAAGUUCGCCAUGGAGCCGGAGGAGUUUGACUCCGACACCCUCCGCGAGUUUGUCACUGCCUUCAAAAAAGGAAAACUAAAGCCAGUCAUCAAAUCCCAGCCAGUGCCCAAGAACAACAAGGGACCUGUCAAGGUCGUGGUGGGAAAGACCUUCGACUCCAUUGUGAUGGACCCCAAGAAGGACGUCCUCAUCGAGUUCUACGCGCCAUGGUGCGGGCACUGCAAGCAGCUAGAGCCUGUGUACAACAGCCUGGCCAAGAAGUACAAGGGCCAAAAGGGCCUGGUCAUCGCCAAGAUGGACGCCACUGCCAACGACGUCCCUAGCGACCGCUAUAAGGUGGAGGGCUUCCCCACCAUCUACUUCGCCCCCAGUGGGGACAAAAAGAACCCAGUUAAAUUUGAGGGUGGAGACAGAGAUCUGGAGCAUUUGAGCAAGUUUAUAGAAGAACAUGCCACAAAACUGAGCAGGACCAAGGAAGAGCUUUGAAGGCCUGAGGUCUGCGGAGGGUGGGAGGAGGCAGACGCCCGGCGUGGCCCGUGGUCGGGGUGUCCAUGCCGAGGCCGGCAACAAACGGCAGUAUCUCGGAUUCCAUUUUUUUUUUUUUUUUUAAUUUUUUAUACUUCGGUGUUUCACCUCAUGCUCUGAAUAUUGAAUAACCAUGAAUGACUGAAUAGUUUAGCCCAGAUUUUUACAGAGGAUACAUCUAUUUUUAUCAUUAUUUGGGGUUUGAAAAAAAUUUUUUUACACCUUCUAAUUUCUUUAUUUCUCAAAGCAGAUGAUUCUUCCGUGUGAAAAUGUUUUCCUUUUUAAUUUAAUGUUUAAAAUUCCUUUGCCAAAUCAUAUUGAUUUUGCUCUUUGCUUUUUUUUGUUGUCUGAGAAAUUGUUGGCGUAGAUGUGACUUCUGGUAUGUGUUUCUGAUUGCUUCCUGUUCGGCACAAAGUGAGAGCUGCCACUGAGCAACCCUGCCAGGGGUGCCGUUUCAGGCUGGGCAUCGCCAGGCGGCCUCCCUGCAAACCAAGGGCUGGGGGCAAAGGGGCAUGGUCCAAGGCCCCCCAGGGUGGACUCAGCUCCAGGGAGAGGCCACCCAUGUGGCAGCCCCACCUCUUGAGAGCCCCCAGUGCCGGAGCAGAAAGGACCCCAGACCCAGACGCAGAUACUGCAGGGUGGUAGAAAAGGUAGAGUAGGCUGUGGCAAUGGAAUAAAACACGAUUAAAAAUGAACGUUAAGAA